Molecule: messenger RNA, 4899 nt
Organism: Pipistrellus nathusii (Nathusius's pipistrelle)
Lineage: Eukaryota; Metazoa; Chordata; Mammalia; Chiroptera; Vespertilionidae
Source: the annotation of a GenBank genome assembly
AUGUCAGUCUCCAGGGCGCACCGAGGGGGCGGCGGCGGCCUCCGCGGGGCUCCCGACUCCCCGAGGUGCUCCUCCCCGCACGGCGCCGGCUCGGACGUGUCUGAGCGUGAGAACGACGACCCGCUCCUGGGCUCCGCCAAGAAACUCAGGGGCGUCAACAGCACUUACGUCAUUUCCGCCUGCAGGACCCCCGAAGGGGCGGCCCUCACCUCCAACCCUGCCGGCAGGCUGACCCUGCAGAGGAGGGCCACAAGGCACAGGGACUCUUCGCUGCUGGGGGGUGAGGUGGGAGAGGCGUCCGCGAGAAAGACAGAAACGCCUCUUAGGUUACAGCGUCGCGUUCGAGCAGAUCCCGUGGGCAGGCGGGCAACAGCUGGAGCAGAUCCCGUGGGCAGGCAGGAAACAGCUGGAGCCCAUUCCGUGGGCAGGCAGGAAACAGCUGGAGCAGAUCCCAUGAGCAGGCAGGAAACAGCUGGAGCAGAUUCCGUGGGCAUUCGGACAGCAGCUGGAGCAGAUCCCGUGGGCAGGCAGGAAACAGCUGGAGCCCAUUCCGUGGGCAGGCAGGAAACAGCUGGAGCCCGUUCCGUGGGCAGGCAGGAAACAGCUGGAGCCCAUUCCGUGGGCAGGCAGGAAACAGCUGGAGCCCGUUCCGUGGGCAGGCAGGAAACAGCUGGAGCAGAUCCCGUGGGCAGGCAGGAAACAGCUGGAGCCCAUUCCGUGGGCAGGCAGGAAACAGCUGGAGCAGAUCCCGUGGGCAUUCGGACAGCAGCUGGAGCAGAUUCAGCGACACAGAGCGUGGGAGGGGCCGCAGCCAGCGAUGGUGCCUCCCGGGCCACCAGCAGGAGCGUCGGGAUCGCCGACCACGAGAAAAGCUCCCCGGCUUCGUCUUCUGCCUCCUCCGCCGAAGACAGCGACCCCGGACUGGGGGCCGGCGACGAAGAUGGGGGCACGUUUUCCGCCCUCGCGGGGGCGCCGGGCAGCGAGACGCACGGGCGCUUCACUCACAGCACGCCCGUCCGCCCCCGGAGAGAGGCCGAGGAGGCCCGGCCCGGCCCCUCGCCCGCGAGGUCCGAGCGGAGCCCGUGGGACGAGCGAGUGGGCGCAGGAAGCCUGCUUCCCCGGGGUCUCGGGAAAGAGGCUGGAAAACACACAGGCGCGCCUGAAAGCUUAGGAAGGGGGACGCCCGUGAGACGGACCACAGAGCACACGCCUCGUCCUCGGAGCGCGGCGCUGUCCGCCCUGAAACGCAGGACGCCCGGCGCCCAGGGCCAGCAGAAUCCAAAACGCACCCUCUUCCCAAAUAAGAGGGAGGGGUGUCACGAGCACACGCUCCCUCCCGGGGAGGAGGCCUGCACCCCGAGGGGCCCCCUGAAGGUGGAGAGCAGCCAGGUGACCGUGGCCGUCCGCGUGAGGCCCUUCAGCAAGAGGGAGCAGGAGGAGGGCGCGGCCCAGGUGGUGUUCCUGGACGGGGCGGACAUCGCCGUGCGGCACCCGGCCCUGCGGCAGGAGUUCCGCUUCCUGUACGACGCCGCCUUCUGGUCCUUCGACCGGGGCCACCCGCGCUACGCCGGCCAGGCCGCCGUGUACGCCGCGCUGGCCGCCCCGCUGCUGGCCCGCGCCCUGGAGGGCUACAACGCCUGCCUCUUCGCCUACGGCCAGACGGGCUCCGGGAAGUCCUACACGAUGAUGGGGUUCGGGGAAGAGCCGGGCAUCAUCCCGAGGUUCUGCGAAGACCUUUUUGCUCAAGUGGCCAAAAACCAGACCCAGGAGGUCAGGUACCACCUGGAGAUGAGCUUCUUUGAAGUUUACAACGAGAAGAUCCACGACCUGCUGGUGGGCAGAGGGGGCAGCAGGCAGAGGAAGGAGCCGCUGAGGGUCCGGGAGCACCCCGUCUCCGGGCCGUACGUCGAAGCUCUGGCCGUGAACGCGGUGGGUUCCUACGCGGACAUCCAGGGCUGGCUGCAGCUGGGGAGCAAGCAGCGGGCCACGGCGGCCACCGGCAUGAACGACAAGAGCUCCCGCUCGCACUCGGUGCUCACCCUCCUGAUGACCCGCACCCAGACGGAGCUGGUGGACGGGGAGGAGCACGCCCACGCGGUGACCAGCCGCAUCAGCCUGGUGGACCUGGCGGGCAGCGAGCGCCAAGGGCCGGCGGGCACCAGCGGGCAGCUGCUGAGGGAAGGCGUGAGCAUCAACAAGUCCCUGCUGACCCUGGGCAAGGUCAUCUCGGCGCUGGCCGAGCACGGGGGCCGCCGCAGAGCCUUCAUUCCGUACCGGGAGUCCGUCCUCACGUGGCUGCUGAAGGAGAGCCUGGGCGGCAACUCGAAGACGGCCAUGAUCGCCACGGUGAGCCCGGCGGGCAGCAGCCUGGAGGAGACGCUGAGCACCCUGCGCUACGCCCGCCAGGCCCGCAGCAUUGUCAACGCGGCCCGCGUGAACGAGGACACGAGCGCCCAGCUCGUCCGCGAACUGAAAGCAGAAAUCGAGAAGCUGAGAGCCGCUCAGAGGAGCCGUCAGCACAUCGACCCCGAGCGGUACCGGCUCUGUCGGCAGGAAAUCACGUCCCUACGGAUGAGGCUGCACGAGCAGGAGCGCGCCAUGGUGGCCAUGCAGAGAGCGUGGAAAGAAAAAUUUGAGCAGGCUGAAGAAAGAAAGCAUCAUGAGAUCAAGGAGUUACAGCGAGCGGGAGUGACCUUCCAGGUGGACAGCCGCCUGCCCAACCUGGUGAACCUGAGCGAGGACCCGCAGCUGUCGGAGGCGCUGCUGUAUGUGCUCCAGGAGGGCACCACCGCCGUGGGCCAGCGCGGCCCCGGCGCCAGCCCCGACAUCCAGUUGGCCGGCGCGCUGGUGGCCGACCGGCACUGCACCAUCAGCAACGUCGGCGGCGCCGUGACCAUCGCCCCCGUCGGGGAGGCCAGGACGUACGUGAACGGGAGGCGCGUGCUGGGGCCCACCGAGCUGCACCACGGCGACCGCGUGGUGCUCGGGGGCGACCAUUACUUCCGGUUCAACCACCCGGCGGAGGCCCGCAGCGGGCAGAGUGCGCCCGGCGGAGGCGCCCCGGCCGGCGAGGGCCCCACGGACUUCGAGUUCGCCAAGAACGAGUGGCUGGCAGCCCAGCGGUCGCAGCUGGAUGCGGAGGCCCGGGAGGCGCAGCUGCGGGCCAAGCAGGAGAUGCUGCAGGGCAUCCAGGUGGCCAAGGAGGUGGCGGAGCAGGAGCUGUGCAGCCAGCGGGCCGCCUUCGAGGGCCGGAUCGAGGCCCUGCAGGCCGAGCUGAAAGAAGAGUCCCAGCAGAAGCAGCUGCAGGAGGUGAGCACCCAGAAGGCCCAUCUGCGCAUCGAGGAGCUGGAGCGGGCGAGGGAGCGGCUGGAGCAGGAGGUGCAGGCCAACCGGCGGCGCCUGGAGCUGGAGCGGCUGGCAGCCCAGCAGGCGCUGGAAGGCCACAGCUUGCGCCACACGCGGAUCCUGGAGGCGCUGGAGGCCGAGAAGCAGAAGAUCGCCCAGGAGGUGCAGGCGCUGCAGCGGGGCCCGGGCGGCCGGGGCCGGGGCCCCCCGGCGGCGACGAGCUGGGGCUCCCUGAAGCUCUCGCUCAUGAUCCAGGAGGCCAACGCCCUCAGCAGCCGCACGCAGGGGCGGUACGUGUUCGGCAGACACGAGGCGCCGGACGGAGGGCGCGGCCCCGGCCCCUGGGUCCGCGUGCGGAACCUGCGGCUCGGCGUGGCCGCGCUCUGGAGCCGCGAGAAGUUCGAGUCCAAGCUGGCCGCCCUGAAGGAGCUGGACGAGAGCGCCGGCAAGUGCGAGGACCUCUUCUGCGACCCCGAGGACCAGUGGGAGCCCGACCUCACGGCCGCGCCCGCCGCCGCCCUGUCCCGGAGGAGGCUCCGGGGAGCCGCCGGGCGCCCUGGGCUCCGGCUCGGCGGGGUCCGCCCUCCCCGGGAUCUGCCGGGAGCUGGUCGGGGCGGCCCUGGCCGUGCUCGGGCGGAGCGGCGAGGAGGACACGGCGGCGGACGGCCUGCUGGAUGGUCUUCGGCAGGUGCACGGGGCGCUGCUGGCGCUCGCCCGGGCCCACGCUGCGCAGGACGAGGACGGCCCCGGCGACCUGUUCUCCGCGGACCACGCAGCCCAGGCGCGGGCGGUGCAGGUGGCCUGCGCCUUCGGGCAGCUGGCGGCGCUGGCCCCGCUCUGGCCGGGGGACGCCGCGCCCGGGGCCCCCGCGGCCCGGCUGGGCGAGGAGCUGCGGCAGGAGGUGGAGAAGCUGGGCGGCUGCGUGCAGCUGUUCCUGCAGGGCUGCUCCUCGGACAUCCCGUCCAUGGUGGCCGACGCGCAGGAGAGGGCCGCCCGGGCCGUGCGCCGGGCCGUGGCCUGUGUGGGGCAGCUGGCCAUGCUGAGCGGGAGCCGGCUGCGUCUCCUGGACCCCGGGGCCUGCGGGGGCGCCGGCCUGCAGGAGGACCUGGCGGACGCCCUGUGGGACGGAGUCGGCGCGGGCCUGAGGCUGCUCAUCGACUCCGGGCUGGAGCGGGCGGGGGCGCUGCUGCGCCAGCUCUCCGGCCUGCGCCCCCCGAGCGAGGACGCCGCGGCGACGGGGGCGCCCUCCGGACCCGCGUGGACAGGCUCUGCGUCUUGGCCGGGGACGUCGGCGCCGACCGCUGCGCCCGGAGCCUCGGGGACCUGGCGGCCGCGGCCAAGGCCCUGCUCCUCGGCUUGGAGGCCGGGGACGGCGCCGCCCCCUGGGGACCCUGGGGCCCGCGCCAUCGGGACCGCGCGGAGGGCCGCCGGCCGCCCGGGGCCCGCAGGACCGGCCCCGCCACGGGCAGGGGCGUCCCCAAGCGCGUCUACACGCUGCCCGCCCGGCCGCCCAGCUCCGGGGGGCGCACGCCCGGGGGCACCCAGUGGGUGUGA